Ceutorhynchus assimilis (cabbage seed weevil) is the source of this 3844-nucleotide messenger RNA. NCBI's taxonomy places the organism in Eukaryota, Metazoa, Arthropoda, Insecta, Coleoptera, Curculionidae. The record is from the annotation of a GenBank genome assembly.
CGAUUACGCGAGUGUGAAAAAUUAUCCACGGCGCCGAUAACCGCGCACGUAUUCCAGAUCAAAGUCGCCAUAUUGGUAACUGUCUAAUCAGAAAUUUUAAGUAAGUAAAUAACGAGGAUUUACCACGUAUUACCUGUAAUUUAGCUGGUUUAUCCAUUAUCAAAGAAAACUGUGGACUUUUGUACGCCAAGCAAACGAGAGUUUAAAAAAGUGAAUCAAAACUGUGCAUUGAGAUGUCAGUGUUGAAUCAAAGUGGUGAAGAGCAGGUGGAGUGUCCGUUAUGUAUGGAACCGCUGGAAGUCGACGAUUUGAAUUUUUUCCCUUGUACUUGUGGAUAUCAGAUUUGUCGUUUCUGUUGGCACCGAAUCCGUUUGGACGAGAAUGGCGGCCUGUGCCCGGCGUGUCGCAAAGCGUACUCCGAGAACCCGGCCGAUUUCAUUCCCUUGUCCCGCGAACAGGUUGCCAAGUUGAAAGCGGAAAAGAGGCAGCGCGACCAGCAGCGCAAAGCCAAGCUGACAGAGAGCAGAAAACAUCUGGCCAGUGUUAGGGUAGUACAGAGAAAUCUGGUAUUUGUUGUUGGUCUUCCUCCUAGGCUAGCCGAUCCCGAAAUUCUAAAACGUCACGAAUAUUUCGGCAAAUUCGGAAAGAUACAUAAGGUAGUUAUAAACCAGUCUACAACGUAUGCGGGCUCGCAAGGACCUAGCGCAAGUGCCUAUGUAACUUAUCUGAAAAGUGACGACGCACUGAGGGCGAUACAGGCCGUCAACAACGUCACAAUAGACAAUAGGGUAAUCAAAUCGAGUCUCGGGACGACCAAGUACUGUUCUCAUUUCAUGAAAAAUCAGGCGUGUCCUAAGCAGGAUUGCAUGUAUUUACAUGAAUAUGGAGACCCUGAAGCUAGCUUCACUAAGGAUCAUAUGCAUGCGGGGAAACAUCAGGAGUACGAGAAAAAAUUGCACGAGGACCUUUUGGCAAGGACAAAAGCACAACAAAACGGCAAUGGACAGAACGGUACAGAGGCGAAAGUUAGCCAAAUAUCACAAAAAGGCGUCAAAGAUGGGGCAACUGGGUCAAAUACAUCUAAAGACGCAAAUGGGAGCACAAACAAAGAGAAUUGGCCGGUGUUGGACAAAGAAAAGAAACAGGAAAAAGACAAAGUUAGAAAAGGCAAAACGAAAAACGGAGUGGCGGAACCCAGGACGAAGGAGAAGAAAGAGGGCAAGGGCGUUAGCAGUAGCAGUAGCAGCGAAAGUAGAUCUUCACAGGAUAGUAGGACCACUAGUACAAGUAGCAGCAGUAGUCAACCUAUAAACAGCAAAAUAAUUAUUGAUGGCAAAGAUUCAGAUACAUACCAUUCGCCAGGCUUCUCGACAGAGUCCAGUCCUUCAUCGUCACCCCCUAGCACCCACUCGCCACCUCUCCAACUAAUGGUUACACCCCCAAUGGUACUACCCGACGCGCCUACUUCCUUCAACACCUCGCCCAACUCAUUCCAGUGCAACAACGGAACCUCGUCGUUCGCCAGCAAGUUGCCGCCCAAUUUAGUGGUAGGAUCCGAAGACAACAAUUCCUAUUUCAGCUCUAGCGGUUUCAGUAAAAUGCACAGCGCUAGUUCUGUAGAUAAAGAACAACAUUCUAUGGAUAGAGAUAGAUUGGGUGGGGACGCGGGCGUUGCCAGAACUUUGGGAGAUCUUCAAGAGGAUAAUGGGCAUCAGUUGCUGACAGAUACAUUACCUUCCAUAAAUACAACAGAAGACUGGGCGGCGGCUUUUGGUUUUGCUGGCGGACAACAAGCUCGUGAGCACGAUCUUCUUCAACAAAAAAUUCAGCAACAGAGGGAUGUUAGUAAAUUGCCUAGUUUUGCCACUGGAUAUGGUUUAGGAGUUAAUGACAAUGCAUUUGGAAAAGGUUCUAUAGAUAAUUUUAGUGGAUUUUAUGAAAUGUCUAAGUUACAAGAAAACCUAAUGGAUGCCCUAGCGAGUAAAACAAACGGAUUCAAUAUAAGACCACACGAUGGGAACGUGCACCAAAGGGUGCAACAGCCUCAGCAACCUCCACACAUUAGCAACGGACUAGAACAAAAUAUGUCCAAGUUCUUUAGCGAUUUCAAUAAAUUUAAUGCCAAGGAACCGCCUAAUUCUUCGCCAUACCAAAACGGUUACAACGGUCUACACAAUCCUUAUCAGCAUAUAUUACAACAGAAACAAUUGGAAGAACAUUUUUUGAAUCUCGGACUUAAAGAUUUCGGCGGAGCGCAGACGACUGUAUAUCAAAAUGGAAUUCCCACACCUACAUAUACGAACGGAGAUGCAUCUCUUCUAGGCUCUAUUCAUAAUUUAUAUUCAAAACCGCAGGUAGUCUCCCCCCAAACACAAAAUACAAGAAAUUCAGAGGCAGAAUUGGACUUUGACCCGUUCCAAGAAACACAGAAAGCUUUAGCGGAAAUGAUGGCGACCGAGCAAAAUCACAAACCACACAAUCCAAGCUUAAAUACAGGUCGCCCGUUAAAUGGUCUAGUUCAUAAUCAAAAUAGUACUCACAUACCUCCUCCACCGCCGGGAUUUUUACAGCAGCAACAGCAGACACAUAUGAAUUCGUUCGGAAGUAAAAUUCUACCAUUUUUAAAUAUGUCCAAUAAUCAACAACAGCAACAAAAUAGUCCGACAAAUAAUUGGCCUAGUAGUUUUAAUUCUCAAAUACCACCACAAAAAACUAUUCCAAACACAUGUAACGACUGGAAAGUAUUGGACCCAGCAAUUCUAAGUUCAAGCCGCAGCUAUCAGGUCCCACAGAUGGCGCAAGGGGGUCCACCGACAGUGAGAGACCCAUACGCCGCUCCAAUUCCUCCCUUAGGCACCCAACAAAUUACGUCACAACAACAGCAAAACGGCCCGAUGAGACCGUUCGAUUAUCCGCCUAGCAACAACAGCCCGUUUUCCGCGUUCACCCAAGUACAACAGCCGGGCUACAGCAACGCGUUUGCACCACAACAGAAUGUAAACAAUAUGCCGUGGUUCACGGCGAACGACAUAAAUUCGCAAAUUUCCACUCCGCCGGGGUUCAGAAAUAGCCAGACAUCCAAGCAGCAGGAAUGCUAAGGCACCCCUGAUCCGAUUAGUUAGCUGUAAUAUGGAUCACAACGUUUAUUAUUCACUGGAUAUUGAUUUAUUAAAAUAAAAAGCGAUUAUGUUUCUUAGUUUUUUUUUGUGCAAUAUUGUGUUAAUUUGAUGUCUAUAUUAAUUUUUUAUUGGUCAAAACAAAGCAAGAGAGUAGAAAAAAAUUGUCAUAUAUUAUUCUGGUUCAGCAUAAUUAUUUCAAAAUUUGUUUCCUACAUUAUUGUUCUUGUUUUGCAAAGAUGUUCGAUCCAUAACAAGGAGCUUAAUGAAAAGAUACGUGUAAUCGCUACCAGGUACCGAUUUAAAUUAAAUUGUUUAAAAAUUGAAAUUAAAUUUGAAGGCGGGGGUGCUUGGUCACAAUGAAAAAAGCAUUAAAAUUAAUAUUCUAUCCAUUUCAGUAUAUAAUUGAAAGUAAAACAGCUAAAUAUAAUGUAUUACAGUAUUGAUUUGUGUUUUAUUUUAUUUUUUUUUCCGUUAGUCGAGGAAUAUGGUCAUUAUGUAUGUACGUAUGUAAGGUUGAUCUAUUGUACUCCUCCCGCUACUGAGUUCGGAUUUUUGCUGCUCUAAGCCGCCUCUCUAGUUCAAAUUCUAAUUAACACAGCAAUAAUUUAUUCCACUUAACAAUACACUCUGACACUAAUUACUUUAAUAACUAACUCAACAAUUAAACUCUUACAACUCACAACAAUAAUCACUAUUUAAAUCACAUCACAGUCGAACUAAAACCU